AGUGGCAGCAGCAUGAACACCUUCCAGCCCACCCAGUCAGAGUCAAGUCCUGCUGAGGGCACCAGUGGCCCUGCAGGGGAGCAGGCUUCAGUGGGCACCCAGGGGAAGGGCCCUUGGCUGGGCCAGCAGCUGCCUUCCAUUGUGGUGGAGCCCAGUGAAACAGGUGCUGUGGAGAGUGGGGAGAUGUGCUGGCCCAUGGAAGGUGAACAGACAAGGGAUGCUCCCAGUCAGGCUGCUGCUGCCCCUUCCUCGAGUCUCCUGGGAGCACCAGGGAAGGCUGCAGACGAUGCUGGCUGUGAGUGUGCUGAGGACCAGGCACUCCCAGUCCAGUGAGAGGACAAGGACUGGCCAGCCUCUGCUCUCUGAUAAAAGAGCCUCAGCCCCAGGAAGGUGGGGCUGAUGCAAAGAAAGAGCCCAGCCUGCUUGGAUACCCAGGUGGCAGAGCCAGAAGCUGCUUCCUGUGUCACUGGGUCUGACCAGAACCACAGCCCUGCCCUUUCCUGUUCAUGGCCCAGGUCUGGAUCAUCUCCCCGGAAACCUCCCUUCCGCUUAGUAGUUCGAGGCAGAAAUAAAGGCACUUCCUGGUGGCCAGUGGGGACUCAAGGGCCUAAGGACAAUUUUGGUUUGGCCAGACGUCUUCUGAGCAAGGGACUCAGCUCAGAACCUAGUCUAAGAGUGCCAAGUGGGUGACCACAUGGGUGUUGGGGUGGGAGUAGGGAGUGGUAGGUAGGGCAGGGCGGAGAGGUGGGUUUGCCUAGUGGCUAUGACAUUGAUUCCUCUGGUGCCUCUACCCAUGGACCCUCUCUUUGGCCUCAACCAAGGCUGCCUGAGGCAGGAG
This is a messenger RNA of Nycticebus coucang (slow loris), 838 nucleotides long. RefSeq names its product LBH domain containing 2 (gene LBHD2). The coding region runs from base 13 to 333 and encodes 106 amino acids. Lineage: Eukaryota; Metazoa; Chordata; Mammalia; Primates; Lorisidae. The transcript has 3 exons. The record is from RefSeq and is a predicted model, not a curated record.